UGGGGAUGGGGAGGGGGCCCUAGGAAGAGGGGUGGGGGACAGAGUCAACGCCAAGCGACAGUCGCGGCGGCGGCAGUGCUGAGCACCAGUCGAGUGGAGCUCUCCGUGAGGCAGCAGAGUUUUCUUGUCUAUUGGGGCAGCUGCCUGCGGCGGCGAUCCUCAGCUCGCAGCCUGUGAGCGGACGCUGCAGCGAGGGCAGCGGUGGCUGAAGCAGGGUCUGAGGGUUCCGUGGGUGCUGGCGGCGGCAGGCAAGCUCAAACGACGGGAUGCGCGGUCGCUCCAGCGGUUGGCAGCUCCUGUUCAAGUGCUCCUGAAGGGGCAAUGCUACCGUUCACUCCUCAGGAGGAGCUUUGGAACCAAGAAAUGGAGGUGUUCGGAGGCGGCGCAAGCAGCGGCGAGGUGGAUGGUCUUAAAAUGGUUGAUGAGCCAAUGGAAGAGGGAGAAGCAGAUUCUUGCCAAGAUGAAGGAAAUGUUAAAGAAAUCCCUAUUACUCAUCAUGUUAAGGAAGGGUAUGAGAAAGCAGAUCCUGCACAGUUUGAGUUGCUCAAAGUUCUUGGUCAGGGAUCCUUUGGAAAGGUUUUUCUUGUUCGAAAGAAGACUGGUCCUGAUGCUGGGCAGCUCUAUGCAAUGAAGGUGUUAAAAAAAGCUUCUUUAAAAGUUCGAGACAGAGUUCGGACAAAGAUGGAGAGGGAUAUACUGGUGGAAGUAAAUCAUCCAUUUAUUGUCAAAUUACACUAUGCCUUUCAGACUGAAGGGAAGCUGUAUUUAAUACUAGAUUUUCUCAGGGGAGGAGAUGUCUUUACAAGAUUAUCCAAAGAGGUUCUGUUUACAGAGGAAGAUGUGAAAUUCUACCUUGCAGAACUGGCACUUGCUUUGGAUCAUCUGCACCAAUUAGGAAUUGUAUAUAGAGACCUGAAACCAGAAAACAUUUUGCUUGAUGAAAUAGGACAUAUCAAGUUAACAGAUUUUGGACUCAGCAAGGAAUCUGUAGAUCAAGAAAAGAAGGCUUACUCAUUUUGUGGUACAGUGGAGUACAUGGCUCCUGAAGUAGUAAAUAGGAGAGGCCACUCCCAAAGUGCUGAUUGGUGGUCAUAUGGUGUACUUAUGUUUGAAAUGCUUACUGGUACUCUGCCAUUUCAAGGUAAAGACAGAAAUGAGACCAUGAAUAUGAUAUUAAAAGCAAAACUCGGAAUGCCUCAGUUUCUUAGUGCUGAAGCACAAAGUCUACUAAGGAUGUUAUUCAAAAGAAAUCCAGCAAAUAGACUGGGUUCAGAAGGAGUUGAGGAAAUCAAAAGACAUCUUUUUUUUGCAAAUGUUGACUGGAAUAAAUUAUAUAGAAGAGAAGUUCAACCUCCUUUCAAACCGGCUUCUGGAAAACCAGAUGAUACUUUUUGUUUUGAUCCUGAAUUUACUGCAAAAACACCUAAAGAUUCUCCUGGUUUGCCAGCUAGUGCUAAUGCUCAUCAACUCUUCAAAGGAUUCAGCUUUGUGGCAACUUCUGUUGCAGAAGAAUAUAAAAUCACUCCUGUUACAAGUGCAAAUGUGUUACAAAUUGUUCAGAUAAAUGGAAAUUCCGGACAAUUUGCUGAAUUAUAUGAACUAAAAGAAGAUAUUGGUGUUGGCUCCUAUUCUGUUUGCAAGCGAUGCAUACAUACAGCUACGAACAUGGAAUUUGCAGUGAAGAUCAUUGACAAAAGUAAGAGAGACCCUUCAGAAGAAAUUGAAAUAUUAAUGCGCUAUGGACAACACCCCAACAUUAUUACUUUAAAGGAUGUUUAUGAUGAUGGUAGAUAUGUUUACCUUGUUACGGAUUUGAUGAAAGGAGGAGAACUACUUGACCGUAUUCUCAAAAAAAAGUGUUUCUCAGAACGGGAAGCUAGUGAUGUACUGUUUGUAAUAAUUAAGACAGUUGACUAUCUUCAUUGUCAAGGAGUUGUUCAUCGUGAUCUUAAACCUAGUAAUAUUUUAUAUAUGGAUGAAUCGGCCAAUGCAGACUCCAUUAGGAUCUGUGAUUUUGGGUUUGCAAAACAGCUUCGUGGAGAAAAUGGAAUUCUUUUAACUCCAUGCUACACUGCAAACUUUGUAGCACCUGAGGUUCUUAUGCAACAGGGCUAUGAUGCUGCUUGUGAUAUUUGGAGCCUGGGUGUCCUUUUUUACACGAUGCUGGCUGGCUACACUCCAUUUGCUAAUGGCCCCAAUGAUACUCCUGAAGAGAUACUGCUACGUAUAGGCAAUGGCAAGUUCUCUUUGAGUGGUGGAAACUGGGACAAUAUUUCAGAUGGAGCAAAGGAUUUACUCUCCCAUAUGCUACAUAUGGACCCACAUCAGCGGUACACCACAGAACAAGUAUUAAAACACUCAUGGAUAACCCACAGAGAUCAGUUGCUGAAUGUUCAGCCAAAUAGAUAUGAUGCAUCACAUGUCAUUAAGGGAGUAGUGGUCACCACAUGUUCUACCCUGACUCACAAGACCUUUCAACCAGUCCUUGAGCCUGUUGCUGCUUCAAACUUAGCUCAGCGACGGAGCAUGAAAAAACGAACAUCAACUGGCCUAUAAGAUUUCUAGUGUUCCUCAGCCAGACUGGAUGAAGAGAAAAUUAAAUGUGUGGCUUUUUGCCUAAUCUUAUAUCAAAGGCAUUGUUUUCUGCUACAUUACUUUAAUAUUCUGUUUAAGCCUCCUUUUUUAGGUAGAUGAGAUUAAAAAAAAUACACAGGUCCACAGUAUUCAUACUCUAUGUUGUUUUGUAGUGGUGUCCAAGUUUUUAAAUAUAUAAUUGGUGUCUACAAGGUCCUAACAACUUCUCUGCACACUAACUUGUAAAGUUCCUUUCAAAUAAAGUUAUUUUAAUAGUUUUUCUAGUUUCAUAAAAUAAUGAUUUGGGGAA
Messenger RNA from Panthera uncia (snow leopard), 2884 nucleotides. RefSeq names its product ribosomal protein S6 kinase A6 (gene RPS6KA6). The transcript has 22 exons. Gene Ontology annotation, biological process: protein phosphorylation. The record is from RefSeq and is a predicted model, not a curated record. Bases 322 to 2556 code for a protein of 744 amino acids. Gene Ontology annotation, molecular function: ribosomal protein S6 kinase activity; magnesium ion binding; ATP binding. NCBI's taxonomy places the organism in Eukaryota, Metazoa, Chordata, Mammalia, Carnivora, Felidae.